UAUCCACGUCGUUGCCCACCCCAGCGCGGUGCCGUCGUCAUAACCAGAGCCACCUCACGUCAGCCUUGGCGUGGCGACCGCAACAGGAGACGCUGAUACAGUCUGGGAGCAACAACGUCAAGCCCGUGCCGCCGCCGCCAGCCCCGGCUCAUCUAUCGCACGUCGUCGCCCCAACCCGCCAUAUCCUCCACGACAUCGUCGCCAGCCACACGAUUCUCGACGCUAUGGCUUCCUCGGGCCGUAGCAGCGUGCUGCUAGUCGGCGCCGUUGCCGUUGCCCUCCUGCCCUACCUCACCAUGGCCUACGCGAACUCGAGCUUCUCGACCGCCGACAUGCUUCGGGCCCAGCUGGCGCUCAUGGACGAUCGCCCCGACGACUGCCCACCAUGCUUCAACUGCCUUUUGCCGGCCCAUACCUGCGCCCAAUACGCCGACUGCAACGAAUACAACGGCAAAUGCCACUGCCCUGACGGAUUCGGCGGCGAUGACUGCCUGGAACCACUGUGCGGCUCUCUUGGCCGUGGCAAGGAUCGGCCCAUGCGCUCUGGCAGCGUUUGUGAGUGUGACCAAGGCUGGACCGGCAUCAACUGCAACGUAUGCACCGAGAACAAGGCGUGCGACGCGCUCAUGGAAACGGGCGCCGGCGGUGUUUGCUACCGCAAUGGCGAGGUUGUCAACUAUAACCAUCAAAUCUGCGACGUCACGAACAAGCAGAUCACCGGACUGCUAGGCGAGCAGCGCCCGGAAGUCACCUUUACCUGCAAAAAGGAAGAGGCCACCUGCGACUUUCAAUUCUGGGUCGACGCCGUUGAGUCCUUCUAUUGCCACCUCACCGAUUGUGAGUCUGGCGCCGACUUUAGCGAAACCAGGAACAAAACCUCGUACAAGUGUGAACACAUCAGCUGCAGCUGCAUUCCAGGCCGCAUGCUUUGUGGCAAGGAUGGCUCGAUCGACCUCUCCGACUUCCUCGACCAGGCCAUUCAGGGCCCCGGUGGCUUCUCGUGCGCUCAGCAGGGCGGCGGCGCUCAUAACUGCGCCUUUACCGAACCCGAGAUGGACAAGCUGAUUCAUGAUCUCAUUGGCGAUUCUAGCAUUUUACUAAACUGCCGAGCUGGCGAAUGCCUUUAUGAGACGGAAGUCCCGGGCUACAAGCGUCCUGUUAAGCAAAUCAACACGCCACUUAUAGCCGGCGUGAUUGCAGGCUGUGCCCUCUUUGUCGUUGCCGUGAUCGUCCUGACAUGGAUUCUGUCGCGUCGCAAGCUCAAGUAUGGCGCCAUUCGCUUGGAGGAUUCAGAUGAUGAGAGCACGAAGCUCAUGGCCGAUCACAAGCCCGCUGCCUUGUACUUUUCCAACGUUUUCUACUCGCUCAACGGCAAGAGUAUUCUCUCCGGCAUAAGUGGAAUAUGUCACCCGGGCGAGGUUACCGCCAUCAUGGGAGCAUCUGGUGCGGGAAAGACUAGCCUCCUUGAUAUCCUGGCGCGAAAAAACAAGCGUGGUCAGGUCAGCGGCGACUUUUAUGUCAACGGCGAGAAAGUUGUCAAUUCGGAGUACAAGAAAGUGGUGGGUUUCGUGGACCAAGAGGACACCAUGCUCCCCACGCUCACGGUCCACGAGACUAUUCUCAACAGCGCUUUGCUGCGACUGCCCCGUGACAUGGGUCGCGCAGCAAAGGAGCAAAGGGUCUUGGAGGUGGAAAAGGAACUUGGGAUUCACCAUAUUCGCGACUCGCUCAUUGGCUCCGAAGAAGGCAAAGGCCGCGGUAUCUCCGGCGGCGAGAAGCGUCGCGUCAGCAUAGCUUGUGAGCUCGUCACUAGUCCGUCCAUACUGUUUCUGGAUGAACCGACGAGCGGCCUCGACGCAUACAACGCAUACAAUGUCGUUGAGUGUCUUGUUACCCUGGCCAAAAGCUACAACAGGACCGUCAUCUUCACCAUUCAUCAGCCACGAUCCAACAUUGUUGCGCUUUUUGACAGACUGUUGCUGCUGGCGCAAGGCAAAAGUGUCUUUUCAGGUCCUUUUUCGCAUUGCCAGGCCUUUUUCGACUCGAUAGGCUACGAGUGUCCUCCGGGGUUUAACAUUGCUGACUACCUGGUCGAUCUUACCAUGCAUGCGGGCAGCAGCACUUCCGUUGACGAUGGCACUGUUGCCGCCGAUGUGUCCAGCCUGGGCCCCAGUAGCACCAGAGCUGUGAAGUCAAUAGCGAGCAUUUCCGGGGAGGACAGCAGCGCGGAUCCUUCACAGUCACCAAGGCCAAAAAACCUCCGUCGGGACUCUGUUCGCGCGCGUCAGGAGCGAGAGCUUUAUACCAGAAGAAGGCAUACAGUGGACACAGCAGCUUCAUCAGACGCCGGUGGUGAGGACGCCUUGACCUACAGAUUGCAGACCAACAUGCCCAACACAAGCCAGUCCGGGUUUCAAGAGGACACUCACGACCUGCCACCGUCCGCCGCGACUGGCACAGACCUCGAUUUGAUGACGCAGGCUUUUAGCCGCUCUAAUAUUGCCUCUGUUAUGCUCUCCGAGAUUCAUCAAGCCAUCUUAGCUGCAGGGGAGGCAAACGGCGGCAACUCGAAUGGCUGCGACGCUGGUGGCCCCAUCGCCCCGAGCAGCAAUGCCAUGGGAAGAGGUUAUGCCCGGGUCGGCUAUCUGCGACAAUUCCUGAUCCUUUCUCAGAGGACAUGGAAGAAUCUGUACAGGAAUCCGAUGCUGAUGCUGACGCACUACGCCAUUGCCAUCAUACUAGCAGUUUUUUCUGGAUAUCUGUUUUACGGACUUACGGACGACAUUCCAGGCUUUCAGAAUCGCCUUGGCCUCUUCUUCUUCCUCCUUGCGCUCUUUGGGUUCAGCACACUCACCAGUCUGAAUGUAUUCGCUACCGAGCGCCUGCUCUUCGUGCGGGAGCGCGCAAAUGGCUACUACUCCCCGGCGACAUAUUUCGCAGCCAAGGUUCUGUUCGACAUCAUUCCGUUGCGAAUUGUCCCGCCCAUUCUUAUGGGGUCCAUCGUGUACCCCAUGACUGGACUGGUCCCAGAUUCGGGCCACUUCUUCAAGUUUAUCCUGGUGUUAGUUCUUUUCAACCUCGCCGCCGCCGCGAUCUGCCUGUUCAUCGGCAUCGUAUGCAAGGAUGGCAGCGUCGCCAACCUCGUAGGCAGCCUAGUCAUGCUUUUCAGUCUGCUCUUUGCCGGCUUUCUCCUGAACCACGAUGCCACGCCGGCUGGCGCACUCUGGCUACAAACGCUAUCAAUUUUCCAUUACGGAUUUGAGUCGCUCAUAGUCAACGAGGUGGUUGAACUGACACUGGUGGACAAGAAGUACGGGCUGGAUAUCACCGUCCCAGGCGCGGCCAUUCUCAGUUCAUUUGGUUUCAACAAUAGUGCGCUUUGGACAGACGUUCGGAAUCUGGGUAUUUUCGCAGCUGCCUUCGUCCUUUUGGCUUAUGCAGCAAUGCAUGUCCUUCUCGUUGAGAAGCGAUGAAUUCAGCAGUGGAGAAUAUCGAGGUUUCACAGCUGUAUGGCGGAUUGCUGCUAUGUAUAAGAUGAACAAGAAUAGACUCAGAUUGCGUCA
Messenger RNA from Purpureocillium takamizusanense, 3563 nucleotides. RefSeq names its product FAD-dependent urate hydroxylase (gene ADP1). Gene Ontology annotation, cellular component: membrane. Lineage: Eukaryota; Fungi; Ascomycota; Sordariomycetes; Hypocreales; Ophiocordycipitaceae. The record is from RefSeq and is a predicted model, not a curated record. Gene Ontology annotation, molecular function: ABC-type transporter activity; ATP hydrolysis activity; ATP binding. Bases 225 to 3473 code for a protein of 1082 amino acids. The transcript has 4 exons.